UGAGGGAUGAGGUCUGCAGCUGUACCCCUCUCAAGAAGAGGGGGGUUAAGGGUUACACUUUGGUAUGUUUGGUGUCGGUUGGUGAUUUCGCUACUCUUGCCGAAGUAGAAGAACACAAUUUGAAGAAAAUUGGGUGACCUAGAUUUCGUUUAGCUAUGCAUUUUCAGGAGUGGUUACAAUCCCUUCGUACCAGUGGGGGGGUUCGAGGACCUGAAAACAAAGACUUCUGGAGCCUUGUCCCCUCUCUCCCUUUGUCGUCCUCUUUCUCCUUCUCCUCCCUCUCUCUAUCCCCGUCCUCUCUGCUGGGUAUAGGGGCUCUGGCCUCCUUCACUGCAUACUGGCUGGUGACUCGCCCUCGGCCCAUGCGCCCCCCUUGUGAUCUGAAUGCCCAGUCUAUCCCUGUACAGGGAGAGCCCAAUUGGAGGCGUUCAGCUUUGCUCAAGGAUGAUGUUCUGUUGGAGUUCUACUAUGAUGACACCAGGACAGCCUAUGACAUGUUCCAGAGAGGACUGAGAGUGGCAGGGGAUGGCCCAUGCCUUGGCUUCAGGAAACCUGGGGAACCUUACCAGUGGAUAUCCUACACUGAGGUGGCUGAACAGGCACAGGUGCUGGGCUCUGGGCUUUUGGGCAAAGGCUGCCAACCAAACCCUGAUCAGUUAGUUGGAAUAUUUGCUCAGAACAGGCCAGAGUGGAUCAUUUCAGAGCUGGCCUGCUACACCUUCUCAAUGGCUGUGGUGCCCCUGUAUGACACACUUGGAGAGGAGGCCAUGGUGCAUAUCCUCAACCUGGCUGAGAUCUCCCUGGUGAUCUGUGACAAGGAGGAGAAGGCAGAGUCCCUUCUGGGGAAUAAGGAGAAGGGUGUGACGCCUACUCUCUCCUGUCUGGUGCUCUUCAAUCCCUGCAGUGAUGCCAUAGUGGAGAGAGGGAAGAACUGUGGAGUGGAGAUUCUUGAACUCACACAGCUCAUGGAACUUGGACGACAGAACCUCAAAGAUCCUGCGCCACCCCAACCCCAGGACCUGGCAGUCGUGUGCUUCACCAGUGGAACCACAGGAAAGCCCAAGGGAGCCAUGAUCACCCACGGCAACAUCGCCUCCAAUUCCUCCUCUGUUAUUAAGAUCCUGGAGGGGUCAUUUGUAAUUCAGCAAGAGGACGUGUCAAUAUCUUACCUGCCUCUUGCCCACAUGUUUGAGAGGAUGAUUCAGGUGUCCAUGCUAUGUCAUGGGGCCAGGGUAGGAUUCUACCAGGGGGAUAUCUCCCUGCUCAUGGAUGAUAUUAAGACUCUGAAACCCACCUUCUUCCCAGUGGUGCCUCGCCUACUCAACCGCAUCUACGACAAGAUCUUAGGCUCUGUGACGUCCCCAUUGCGCCGGGCAGUGCUGCACUAUGCAGUGAGGAGGAAGAAGGCUGAGCUCAGCAGUGGGGUGGUACGUAACAACAGUCUGUGGGACAGGCUGGUGUUCAACAGGAUUCAGGCUAAUUUAGGAGGUAAUCUGAGGUUCAUCCUGACCGCCUCGGCCCCAAUCUCCCCCACCGUGCUCUCCUUCCUCAGGGCCACCCUCGGCUGUCUGAUCUUUGAGGGCUACGGUCAGACUGAAUGCACAGCAGGCUGCACCUUCUCCAUGCCAGGUGACUGGAGUGCAGGCCAUGUUGGUGCUCCAUUGCCCUGUGCCAUGGUGAAGUUGAUUGACAUUCCUGAUAUGAACUAUUAUGCCAAGAACGGAGAAGGAGAGAUCUGUAUCCGUGGCCACAGUGUGUUCCGGGGAUACCUGAAAGAUGAGGAGAAAACAACGGAGGCCCUGGACCGUGAUGGCUGGCUGCACAGUGGAGACGUGGGCCAGUGGCUACCGAAUGGGACACUUCGCAUCAUCGACAGGAAGAAGCACAUCUUCAAGCUGUCCCAGGGAGAGUACAUUGCCCCUGAGAAGAUUGAGAAUGUCUACAUGCGUUGUGUCCCUGUGCUACAGGUCUUUGUGCAUGGAGACAGCCUACAGUCUCACCUGAUCGGUAUUGUUGUGCCAGACCCAGAAGUGUUCAUUGACUGGGUUAAGAAGAGGGGAAUCGUUGGAUCCUAUGAGGAACUCUGCCAGAAUCCAGAUGUGAAGAAAGAAGUGCUAGAAGACAUGACAGCCGUGGGGAAGGAAGCUGGGCUGAAGUCAUUUGAGCAGGUGAAGGACCUGCACCUGCAUCCAGAGAUGUUCAGUGUGAGCAACGGUCUCCUCACCCCCACUCUGAAGACCAGACGAGUGGACAUCCACAGGGUCUUCCAGGAACAGAUCACAAACAUGUAUAGCACAACAGCCAUCUAGAAGACCUCUAUCCACUGUAACAUGCUCACACACACUCAUGACAUUUACAGUUGAAGUCGGGAAGUUUACAUAAACUUAGGUUGGAGUCAUUAAAACUUGUUUUUCAACCACUCCACAAAUGUGUUAACAAACUAUAGUUCU
Messenger RNA from Oncorhynchus tshawytscha (Chinook salmon), 2450 nucleotides. Its product is annotated as long-chain-fatty-acid--CoA ligase 1-like. NCBI's taxonomy places the organism in Eukaryota, Metazoa, Chordata, Actinopteri, Salmoniformes, Salmonidae. Gene Ontology annotation, cellular component: endoplasmic reticulum; membrane. The record is from RefSeq and is a predicted model, not a curated record. Gene Ontology annotation, molecular function: arachidonate-CoA ligase activity. The coding region runs from base 156 to 2309 and encodes 717 amino acids. The transcript has 21 exons. Gene Ontology annotation, biological process: long-chain fatty acid metabolic process; very long-chain fatty acid metabolic process; long-chain fatty-acyl-CoA biosynthetic process.